Molecule: messenger RNA, 941 nt
Organism: Filobasidium floriforme
Lineage: Eukaryota; Fungi; Basidiomycota; Tremellomycetes; Filobasidiales; Filobasidiaceae
Exons: 3
Coding region: 143-622 (159 amino acids)
Source: RefSeq, a predicted model, not a curated record
CUCGAUUUUUCGCCGUUCGCGCCGCCUCCCAGCUCCCCAGCUCUCUCCAUAUCAAAGGUCGAGGGUUGCCCAAAUCUCAUCACACAUCCUCUACGCCUGCGUUCCCCCUUCUCCCCUUCACAACUUAUCCUCAACUUCGGGUAUGCACAAGUUUCCUUCGCCAUCCUUUCCCGCGAUGGGACGAUCAGUCAGACUAAUCGUCUCAUCCUCGACGCUCCCUCUUCUCCCUGCUCCUGCUUCUUCAUCGUCGUCCCUAUCGAUGUUGAUCGCGGCUUCUCCCUUGCGAUGCAUGUCGACCUCUCGCCCGGCUCUCGCUUUCGGUCUCGCCCCCGGACGGUCGACGUAUGAAAAAUCGAAUCACUCGGACGGCAACAACAACUCGUACGAUCGACCGAAACGCUCUUAUGACCGGCCUAACCGCUCUUUCGACGAUCGGCGACCACCUCGACGGAACUACGAUGACGAUGGUAACGGCGAAACCUCUUCCUACUCGCGAUACGGCAACGACGAACGUCGGCUCGGUCGGAAUUACAAUAGCUACUCAAAACCUUCUUAUCAACAACAAGACAAAUCAAAGAUGUACGCUUCCCGAGGAUGUUACAACUGUGGAGACCGUGAGUAGAUGUGUUUUUUAGGGCUCUGGCGAUGUGGGACGGCACGGCAGCGAGGCGAUUUCGGUUCCGGGGAGCGAAGAAGAUCUUUCGGCAUGUCGCAUGGAGCGAAGCGGCAGAGUCGAGCUUUCGAGUUUGCGAGGCGCACGUUACGUGGAUGCGGAUGAUGAUGUGAGAGUCGAGUGGUCGCUUCGUCCCUCCCCUUUACCUUCCCCGGUGGAGAGGGACGAGAGCAGCGAGUGUGUGUGGAGAGAGCAGAGAGAGCUGAAAACGUGUUGCUGUAACCUUUCCUUGCCCUCUUUUUCUUGAUUAUAAAACCAUCGAAAUCCU